Molecule: messenger RNA, 1146 nt
Organism: Acanthocheilonema viteae
Lineage: Eukaryota; Metazoa; Nematoda; Chromadorea; Rhabditida; Onchocercidae
Source: the annotation of a GenBank genome assembly
AUGCAUUCAUCAUCGUCAACAUCACUUUCAUCGUUAACAGAUAAUACGAGCACGGAUGAUAGUGUAAAAGUGGCAAAAUUUCCGGUUAGCAAAAACAUUCCAAAUAUACCGGACAACUAUGAUAGUAUGAGAAUCAAUGAUGAAAUAACUGAGGAUGAAGUGGAAGAAGGAGAAUAUAUCGAUGAUGAUAAAAUGAUCAAUAAUGAUCAAUCAAUAAUUGUGAAAAAACAACUAUCUAUGCCAUUACUCUAUCAAAUGAAUCUGAACAAAAAUAAAAAUAUCCAUGGAACUGUAACCGGUCCAUCAGAUGAUAAUUUUCAUCCGAUAAAAGCAAGCGAAAAACUCCGGCAAGCUUUAAACGGCCUUGAUACCAAUGAAAAGGCAAUCAUUGAGAUACUGAUGGAUGAUUUAAAAGAUGAACUUGGUGGAUUCUUUUUGGAUACUAUUUCAUCCUUAUUUAUUCCAACUCAUUUCUACUUGGCCACUUUACUUCAUCAAUCACUUUGCAAUUAUAAAUUGAAUCGUGAUGUUGCAGUGGAAAUUGGUUGUACACGAACAACAACGCAAAUGAAAGCGAUCAUGAAUGCAUAUCGAAUGACAUAUUGUAGUACUCUCGAACGUGAUACAGUCAUUAAGGUGGAAGGAAUAUUUGGUGUAAUGCUUCAGUUGUUGCUCUGUUCACCUCGUAAUGAGCAAAUCAAUGAAACUGAUAUGCUGAUAGAAAAACACGUUGAUCUUAUUAUAAAGGAUUUAAAUGGAAUGGAAGAGAUAGGCCAUAAUGUGGAGCUAUUUGAGAAACUUUUCAUUGGUCAUUCAUGGCGACAUAUUGCUGCAGUUAUUGAUAAAAUAGACGCUAAACUUGGUGGUAAUGGACAUUUCAUUGAAACGCAAAUUAUCUACAAUGGAAAUAUUCCAAGCGAUAUCAAAAAUAUCCUUCUUACCAUAGUAACCACCAAAGGCCCACAGGAUCUUGAAAAAGGCUUGAUUGUUGGUAAACGUUGGAGGAUCAUUGAUAAAUUAGGUGAAGGUGGUUGCGGUGCAGUUUACAAAGUGGAAGAUAUUCAAACAUUUGCUAAAGCAGCAUUAAAAGCUGAAUCAAAUUUUGUUCAAGGUGGUAGUGUUUUGAAAUUAGAAGUGCAGGAUUAG